Molecule: messenger RNA, 7828 nt
Organism: Sebastes umbrosus (honeycomb rockfish)
Lineage: Eukaryota; Metazoa; Chordata; Actinopteri; Perciformes; Sebastidae
Product: pleckstrin homology domain-containing family A member 5-like
Exons: 30
Coding region: 224-4639 (1471 amino acids)
Cellular component (GO): cytosol
Molecular function (GO): phosphatidylinositol-4-phosphate binding; phosphatidylinositol-3,5-bisphosphate binding; phosphatidylinositol-5-phosphate binding
Source: RefSeq, a predicted model, not a curated record
CGAGGGAGGGAUGGAGGGAUGGAGGGAGGGCUGUUGAGCAGCGCUCACAAGCACAGCUGCCUUCAGCCGGAGCAAAGCCGUCCUCGUCCUGCUCUGUCUGCUCUGCCAGCCUCCUUAAGUCCUGCUACGAUCCCUCUGUCACAAUGAGAGAAAGGUGACCUGUAAGCACCCGGUGUCCGGCGUCCCGUCCCAGGACAACUGUAUCUUUGUGGUAAAUGAACACAUGACUUGUGGGAAGCUUGUCCACCCUGACGAGCCCACAGAGGCUUUGAGCAGGCCAGCUCCUAAGGCUUCGUCAGAGCAGGAGAGCAGCAGCGACAAGAAGGAACGUCCCAUGAGCACCAUGAGCGAGGCGUCAAACUACACGGGUGGCUCCGACUACAGCACCUUCCCCGGCAUCCCGGCCACCACCGUCACUACCGCCACCACCACCUCCACUUCACUGACACGGCCGUCUAGGUCUUCCAAAAAAAUUCACAACUUUGGAAAGAGGUCAAACUCCAUCAAGAGGAACCCCAACGCCCCGGUGGUCAGGAGCAACUGGCUUUACAAACAGGACAGCACAGGCAUGAAGUUGUGGAAGAAGAGGUGGUUCGUUCUGUGCGACAUGUGCCUCUUCUACUAUCGUGAUGAGAAAGAGGACAACAUCCUGGGAAGUAUCCUGCUGCCGAGCUUUCACAUCUCCAUGUUGUCGGUGGACGACCACAUCAGCAGGAAAUACGCCUUCAAGGCCACUCACCCCAACAUGCGUACGUAUUAUUUCUGCACUGACGCAGCCAAAGACAUGGAGUCGUGGAUGAAAGUCAUGACGGACGCUGCCCUCGUCCACUCUGAACCAGUCAGAAGACUGGACAAGUUGAAAGUGGAUCAGCGGACUCCACAGGAGUUGAACAACUUACUGAACCACAGAGUCUUAACCCGGCCCGAGAUCCAGAACAACGAACGCAACCGUGAGCCCGUGCGCCAACACUCUCUAUCUCGAGCCGACGACAAACGGCAAAAAGACCUAGAGAAACACAACGGCCAGAGGGAGCGUGAGUACUACACCUUACAGAGAGACGGGGAGAGGUACUCCCUGAAGAAAGACGGCGUGAGCUACAUGCUUCAGACGGAUGGAGAGAAGUAUCUCCUCCACAAGGAUGGAGAGAAGUACAUGCUGCGAAAAGACGGCGAGAAAUCCUUGCUGCAGAGAGACGGAGAGGUGUACGCAAUUCACAGGGAUCUGGAGAAGUAUGCUCUCCAGAACGUGGACGAAAAGUGCACUGUGACGCAGACAGAGGAGAAAUAUACUCUCUCUAAAGAUGGAGAGAAGUACCUGCUCAAGAAGGAUGGAGAAAAAUAUGCUCUGCAGAAAGUAGGAGACAGGCACACACUUCAUAAAUAUGUUCCCCAGAAGGAGGUGAAGAGACAGCUGUCCUUAAGGGAGACAGAGAGGUACGGCAUCAUGAGGGAGAUGGAGAAUAAAUAUGGUACCAUACAAGUUGUGGACAAAUACGGCACUCUGAAGGAAGUGAGGAAAUACAGUACGCUCCGAGAAGGGGAUAAAUACGCUACUCUCAGAGAUGCAGGGAAGUAUGCUACGGUCCGUGGCGGGGACAGAUAUGGCUUCCAGAGAGACCCAAGUGCAGAAAGGUCUCUGACUAAAAUCAGCAGCAUCAAGCUGCAGCCGGCUCAGGCCGCCGCUAUCGCAGCAGCGGUGUCUGCAUCUCGCCAGGGCCAGGCCAACCUCAAUGUCCAAAAUCCUGUGCAGGUCAAUGGCUCGGGGUCCAAGGCAGGGGACCAGACUGGAGACUGCAGCCCGGCAGAAGUAGACAGCAGCCAGGCCAUGGGUCAAGGAAAGUCCCCUGCACCGGUCCAGGAGCCAGAGAGAGGCCUGUCCAGGACCAACUCCAUGCAGCAGCUGGAACACUGGGUCCGCACACACAGGACAAGAGGACUGGAUGAUGACUCAAGGAGUGUUACGUCCUACCAGACCUUACCCAGGAACAUGCCCAGCCACCGUGCUCAGAUUGUGCCCCGCUACCCAGAGGGCUAUCGCACGCUGCCCCGCAACAGCAUGAUGAGGCCCGACAGCAUCUGCAGCGUGGCGGGCUCUGUGUACGACCGGGCCCUCCGUCCCGCCUCCACCACCACCGUCAGCACAGCGGAGAAGAGAAGGUCGAUGAGGGAUGACACCAUGUGGCAGCUGUAUGAGUGGCAGCAGAGGCAGGCCUUCUCCAGGCAGAGUAUGGCUCUGCCAACAGGUGUUGGGCUUCCAGCUGUGGGUCAUUACGGCACCCUGCCCAGCACAAAGACCAUGGGUAACAUCUCCGAACAUGCCGUGGCGCACUCCAUCCCCACCUCGCCGUCUCAUGGCUCCCUGGCUCUCUACAGCACCUUCUCCCCUCCUCGCCAGCAGGUCACUCACAACGCCAACAGCCCCCAAUCUGAGGUGUCCUCACCCGUCUUCAGGGGGGACGUGACGCAGAACCACUGGCACAGGACACACCUCGCCAAGUACGGCCACCCAGCUGACCGACGAUCCAUCGCAGCCGGCGUCCCUCCUCCGUCCAUCACCCCGCAGUCCCUGCAAGGCAAGACGCCCGAGGAGCUGACCCUGCUCCUGAUCAAGCUCCGCCGGCAGCAGGCGGAGCUCAACAGCCUGCGGGAACACACAGUAGCUCAGCUAAUGGCCCUGGGUGUGGAGGGGCCCAACGCUAAGACUGAUGUUCUUUCUCAUCAUCUCCAGAGGAACCUUAUUUACCUGGACAGCCAGACGAAGGAGAAUGAGCCUCUAAUCUUCAUGAUUCACACUAUGAUCGAGAACUCGGCACCAAGGCCGCAACUCUAUCAGCAAAUCAGUCCAGACGACUCCAAAGACGGCUCCUUCAUCCAGCGCACAGAGGAGGCUGACAUCGAUACCAAGCUGAGCAGACUGUGUGAGCAGGACCAAGCUGUGAGGAUGCAGGAGGAGAAACUGCAGCAGCUUCACAGAGAGAAGCACACUCUUGAGACGGCGCUGCUGUCGGCCAGUCAGGAGCUGAGUGAACAGAACGCUUCUGAUGCUGCAGCCACUCAGAGUCUGGUCCAGCAGAGAGACGUCCUGCAGAACGGACUCCUCAGCACCUGCAGAGAGCUGACCAGAGUCAACGCUGAGUUGGAGCGUUCCUGGAGGGAUUACGACAGGUUGGGGGCAGAUGUGAGUCUGGCCAAGUCCAACCUGCUGGAGCAGCUGGAGGCCCUGGGCAGCCCACAGACAGAGCCUCCCAGCCAGCAGCACAUCCAGAUCCAGAAGGAGCUCUGGAGGAUCCAGGAUGUGAUGGAGGCUCUGGCCAAAAACAAACCCCAGCGGAGCGCAGACAGCGCAGGUUUACCUGGUUCCAAACCGCUCUCCAGUCUACAGAAAAAUGAGGCAGUGACGCUGCUGCCACUCAGUCCUCUCAAGGAGGGUGACAGCGUGCCCCCCCGCCCGCCCCUCCCCCACUACUACGACUCAUCAGAGCGCCCCCCUCACGUGCCCCCCCACCACUCACACCCCGCUGGCCGCCUGCCCCCCCACACGCACCGCCCCGAGGAUCGCAAGGCCGGCUCCAGGAACGGAGGUCACAGCCAAGCGCCAGACUACCGGCUGUAUAAGAGCGAGCCUGAGCUGACCACGGUGAAGGAGGAAGGAGACGAGGCCAACAGUGAGGACAAGGACAAGACAGAGACCUCUGCUGAGAGUAAAGACACUGCAGCUUUAAAAGUGCCCCUCUACCCGGUGGGCAUCAUUCCUCCCAGGACCAAAUCUCCCAUGAAUCCCCCCGAGUCCUCCACCAUCGCCUCUUACGUCACCCUGAGGAAGACCAAGAAGCCUGAAUCCAGAUCAGAGCGUCCCAGGAGUGCCGUGGACCAGACGGGAUUCGGGGAGCGAGAGGUCGGCAGAAUGAGGAUGAGUGUGGAGGAGCAGCUUGAGAGGAUGAGGAGAAACCAGCAGGCCUCGUCGCUCCGAGAGAAGAAGAGAGAAACCCCAUCCCGCUCGCCUUCCUUCAGCAAAGACAACCCUUUAAUUAUCCAGCAGACCCGGGUGCAGACAGAGGGGGUCUGUGCAGACCCUGUGGAGCUGGAAGCAGCUCUGCAGCAGCUGAAGGUAGCUCACAUGGAAAAGGACAGGACGGCUGCUGGGACUCACACAGAACGUGGACCACAGGAGAUACAUAGACUGGAGGAGGUGAAGAAUGACAAGCGUGAGGACGUGCAGCGGGACGAGGACGUGACCCUGCAGAGUGUGAAGGAGCUGCAGGUUGAGGCCAACAGCAUAAACAAUGAGCUGUGUGAACGCCAGAGGGUGGUGAUUCUGGACCUGGGAACAGAGCCUCAGCAUGUGGAGAUCGUAAACCUUCAGCCUUUUGAGGAUGACGAAAGCAGAGAGCAAGAUCUGACCAGCUCGCCAACAAACACCACCACUGAAAACAGCUUCCAGACUCCUGAGCCUGAGACGCCGAGCCCAGAGCCGAGGGAGGAGGAACCAGAUGUGAUGCAACAAACCACCAGAGAGGAGAAGCUGGUGAAGAGAUUGGAUUCUUCCAACCAGCUAACAGCAGAUGACAAGAAACCCAACAACAACAACAACAAUGUGUUGGCUUCGCAGACAUUCACCUUGGUGAGCAGUGACACAUGAGCGACGCCGGCCUCCACGAGCACACUGGCGUCCCGUAAAGCCCAAAUGUAGCCUGCCUGCACAGAGCAUGCUCCACGGCUUCCUGCAUUUACAACAGGACUAUUUUGAUACUACUGUUACAUGCCCACAAGGAGACUGAGACUGAGAGGAUGACUGCCCUGCAACUGGAACUGACUGACAACACACAGACGGGCCGCCAUCACCUCCAGACAGAUAGAAAGGCACAUGUACUGUAUCUUUAACACCUGUUGGAUCUGUCCCGGAGCAAAACAGCAAUCUCUGGAGUCAGAUUUGUCUCAAAACAUUUCUGCAUAAAAAUAAGAUUGUGAAAUGGUGAAGUCAUAAAAAAGUUACACACUAUGUCUGUUUUAGCUGAAAUAUACCUGCCCACCCCAGAAAUGUUCCUUGGAGUCUGGAUUCCCGAUGAGUCUCCAGCUGUGAAUUAACAGGCAGCCCUAUUAGGUCCAUCGUUGAAAAGAAAGUGGUAGACCAAGGAAUAUGGGACUAACUCAAGUCUCAACUGAUUUUUGAAAAAUACAGGAAUUUCCUAAAGAAAACAAUAUAGAUAUAUAUAAACUGAUGCUAAAACAAUCCCUCUCAAUCAUCUCUUCUGACCCUCUAGCAGUGUAUCUACAGAGACGCUGCAGACCUCUGCCUGGAUCUCCUCUUACUUCUUAUUUAGCCGUGUUCGGGAUGUUUCUUGGUUUUAUUUCUCUGAUUCACUGCUUUGUUCUCACUAACGCCGCUCCCUCUCUUCAUUCACUCUAUAGCUCGCUCCGACAUCGCUGCUCUCUCUCUCUGUCUCUCUCUCUAGUUUGAGAAGGGGGGGUUGUUGUACAGGGCUUGUUCUGUGUCUGUUUCAGCCACUUUUAUAUAUGUUUUAGAAAGGCUGAACUUCUUUUGAAAAAGAAGAUUGUUUUUACAGUUUUUACUAUUUGUUAUCCUCUAUAGUCUGAAAUGUUAAUGGAGGGUGGCUGCCCUGUACGACAACAGUCUGAUGUGUUGACCACAGGAGCAGUUAGAAUGGACCAUGUCUACACAGGCUGUGUAUUAAGCAGCAUGUUAGCAGAGUAGCACCUUCAGUCCUCCUUAUUGCACCCAACCACAGUAUUGAGUGUCGCUCAUCAACGUUUUGGCAGCACUUAGAGUCCAACCCACAAUCAUUAUAGUUACAUGCAUAAAACUGAAGAAAACAGACUUGAAGUGUAGAAAUAUGCUUCAGGUCACAGCUACAUGUGUGUAGUGUGAGUAAAGCAGCUGUUACGCAGCCUGGGUAGACCGCUAGAUUGAUUCAAACAGCAGUGUGUCUUUUCCAACAGAUGAGCGUGGGAUGGACGACGUCUGAAUGCGUCUGUGUAGACAUGCCUUUUAAAGCCCCUGCAAGCCAGGUCCAGACUGAAAUCAUGAUGCCAAAAGAGGAUAUGUUUGUGUGCAUACAUUUCUCAUAAAAUCCACAUGGCUGCAUGUAAUCAGGAACAAGAUUAUUAUCAAUUAUUAUUAUCUAUUUUUGAAUUUGGUUCCCUCCAAAAAUUCUUGCAAAUGGUUUUGCGUGCAUUUUCAGUCUCGAUACAAUUAUUUGUGCAAAUGGAGAUAACACUUUCAAAAAGUCUCUCCUUAAAGUCAUUCAUGGUGUUGCACUCGGUUGUACACACGGAAAGUGACUCAAGUGGUUGUGUUAAGAAUGAAAGAAGGGAACUUAUAGAUAGAUAGAUAGACAGAUAGAUAGAUAGAUAGAUAGAUAGAUAGAUAGAUAGAUAAAUAGAGAACCUUUACAGCCUGAGACCACUGUUGGAAAGUGACUCAAGUGUUUGUGUUAAGAAUGAAAGAAGAGAACUUAUAGACAGAUAGAUAGAUAGAUAGAUAGAUAGAUAGAUAGAUAGAGAACCUUCACAGCCUGAGACCACUGUUGGAAAGUGACGUUUCCGACGCGGCAAAUUCUGUUUUAGAGAAGAACAUGAAUCAUUACAGCAUAUUUGAUGAUUUGUCUGUGAGGUAGCCAGCUACUCCAAAUACUCGCCAUAAUAUAAACCAUUUAUUUAUGCCACUUAUCCAGUCAGGCUGAAUUACAAGUAAUACAAACGAACACUGAACAGUCAAUCCUGUUCUUUUGGUUGUCAGUCCACAUAGACGGUAGCUAGGUGACAGUUUUAUGUUUCUCUUUCUUUCUAUUUUGUGUUGCUGUUGUUAAUUGGUCAUACUUUUAUGGCUAUAUAUAAAGUAUACUGUAUAUAUAGCCAUUUCACAAUCUUGACUGUAUGCACGACUUGUUUUGGGGGUAAUAGCUCCGUAGAUGUGUUGCCAACUGUACACACGCAUCAAUACGCAGAACCUUUGAUACCUUACUAAGUAUUAAAGUCAUCUUAGCGUUAUAAUUCUUAGAAUAUUCUCCUGAUCUGGAGGAGGUUCCUGUUACUGAGUUGUUGGAGGUGAGUGUACAGCUGCAUACAGGAGCUCUUGAUGGGCUAAGCACUAACACGUGCAGUGCUUUACUUUAACCCCAAGGUGACCGCCGAUGCUCUUGGAUUUUAACCUGCUUUGAUUUUGAUUCUUUGUGUUCAUUUGAGUCCAGAGGCUCCCUGGUUGUUACUCUAUUUUCAUUUUGCACCUGCAAAAUAACAGAUUGUCAUUCAUUUGAUAUACAUAUAUAAAUAUAUAAAAAGUAUAUAUAUGAACAUAAAGCAUAUUUUUAUUUCAACAAGGUGCCACUUCAUGCUGCUGAUUCUUUUGGACACAACUAAGUAUUUUGCAGAAGUUCUGAUUAUUUCUGUUGAGAAGACAGUCUGAAUUUCCUGAAGUCUGUGGACAACACACACAGUAUGUGAAUGUUUGCUCUCUUUUUGUUUUUCUCUUUGGUUUACAUCACUUAGAAGAUAUAAAGAGGCUGAGGACACGACACAGAUUAGAUAUUUAGCAUUUGAAUUUGUCCUGUGGUGAAGAAUUGGAGAAUAGCACAUGUACGAAGCAAUAAGUAGGACUUUGGAGCUCCAGGACAUAAAGAAAUUUAAAAGAGAUGUAUAAACUGUAAAAACAUAAAAUAAAUCAAGAUAGCAUAAUUUAUGUACACACUGAAAAGAAGAGCGAAUAUUAUAACUAUAAGAGGUUAUUAUUAAUAUUAUUAGGGUCAAUAUGCAAAAUGUUCAUAGCCCAUCUGUUUUAUAUCAUGUGAAAUAAAUGUUGAUGUUCUUAAAA